AUGGAUUCAAAGACAAAGAGGGAAAAAUCAACCGGUACUGAUCAUCAUUAUAAACAUAAACAUAUUGCUGCGAAAGAUUCAUCCAAAACAGGCGAUAAACACAAGCAAGUUGUUCUAAGAGAUGCCUCCAAAUCGGGCGAUAAACAUAAACAACAGGUGAUCAAAUCGUCAUCUUCCAAGACGAGCAGCUCCGCAAGCGCAAUCCAAGUCAUGAAAUCUUCCUCCAGCACCGUCUAUACUACUACUACCAAAACCGAGACAUUCAUCAAAGAGUCUUCUUCUUCUAAAGGCCAUGUCAAAACUUCGACGUCGUACACCACCGCCACGAAAACUAAGACGGAGACAGCGGUACUGCUCGCUAAAAAGUCAACGUCGACAUCUUCUUCGAUGAGAAGCCAUCACGGCCACCGAAUCGCUUCUUCAGCUCGCCACCACCACUAG
Messenger RNA from Oldenlandia corymbosa var. corymbosa, 441 nucleotides. The record is from the annotation of a GenBank genome assembly. Lineage: Eukaryota; Viridiplantae; Streptophyta; Magnoliopsida; Gentianales; Rubiaceae.